Molecule: messenger RNA, 780 nt
Organism: Phaedon cochleariae (mustard beetle)
Lineage: Eukaryota; Metazoa; Arthropoda; Insecta; Coleoptera; Chrysomelidae
Source: the annotation of a GenBank genome assembly
AUGGAACACACGACGGCCGUUUUUUUCGAUCUCGACAACACCCUGAUCGCCACCAGGCGAGCAGACGAACGUACCUGCGAUAAGUUGAAAGAAAUUUUGAAUAGAAAGUAUUCACUGUCAAUUAAUGCUGCAGCUCAAAUAUGUAAGAGGUACCUGAAAAUGUUUAGAAAAUGUCCUGAUAACCACCCAAUGGACUUAGAUACUUGGAGAAAAAUUCUGUGGAGUGAUGCACUUGGAGAACAUUCCUAUCUAACAGAUGACAUUUACCAACAAUGGCUGACGCUAAGGUACGAGUACCUCUCGCUAGCCCCAGACAUCACGCAUUUCCUGAAAACCCUCAGGAAAUCGCACCUGUUGGCCCUGAUAACCAACGGCCCGUCCCAAGCCCAGUGGGAAAAAGUGGAAAAACUCGACCUCAAGUCCUACUUCGACCUCAUCCUGGUUUCCGGUGAUCUGCCUUGGGAAAAACCAAGCGCGGAAAUAUUUCUUGAAGCCUGCGAAACCUUGGCAGUCGAUCCUAAACACUGCGUCAUGAUAGGGGACAAACUGGAGACGGAUAUUUUAGGGGGAAGCAACGCCAAGCUGUUGUGUAGUGUAUGGGUACCUUUGGGCAGUAGGCAGCUACGUGAAGGGGACCCUUUACCGGAUUUUGUAGUGGAGAAAGUGACGGAUUUCAGCCGUUUGCUGCCUCAAAUCGUUAAAAGGAAAUCGAAAAUUCUCAGUAAUGUUUUCUUGGCAGAUGUAGAUGAUUGUAAUAGUAAUGGGAGUGAUGGUAGCUGA